UUCAGGGAGAUUGAAGGACCAUUUAGGGAGUGAGGGAGAUAGCUACUAUUUCAGGGAGUCUCCUGCAGAAUGAGGGAAGACUCUCAGGGCGGGAGAACUUUUGUUUCCCUGCCAGAAAUCUGAACCUUGCUCACCCACAGAGGAGGAGUAACAGAGAAGAGUGUGGUGUUCUCUUACCCAGAAUGCAGCAUUACCCACAGAGGAAGGCAAGAUGUGGAGACAACUAUUAGAGAAUGGCAGGUGUGCCUUUAAUGAGCACUGGCCACACAGCCUCUUGGUUCCGGUCGGAGGCGCACUUGUUUGCUGGAUGUUAUGUAGGCGCAGGAAGCCAACCAUAGAGAUGGGGGAUGGAUGGUGGGGUAGAGGAGAGAAACCUCAGAAGAAUGAGGAUACCAGUGUGAGACCCUUCCGCAUUGAGGUGUCUGAUGCAGAUAUUCAGGAUCUACACGAGCGCCUGGACAGGACUCGCUAUGUCUCUCCUCUGGAAGACUCGCAGUUUCAUUAUGGGUUCAAUGGCCCAGAACUCCAGAAGAUUGUCGCCUACUGGAAGGAUAAGUUCGAUUGGGGCAAACAGGUGGAAAUCAUCAACCAAUAUCCGCAUUACAAGACUAGCAUCGAGGGUCUGGAGAUACAUUUCAUACAUGUGAAGCCUUCGCACCUCCCCCCUGGACAGAAGGCUAUUCCCCUCCUUAUGGUUCACGGUUGGCCUGGUUCUUUCUACGAGUUCUACCGCAUCCUUCCACUCCUAACGGAGCCAGGGAAACAUGGUCUGGACCCUAAUCUCACGUUUGAGGUCAUCUGUCCCUCUAUCCCAGGAUACGGCUUUUCCGAGGCUCCUCACAAGAAAGGUUUUGACGCCGUUUCUGCAGCCCGCAUUUUCUACAAACUGAUGCUCAGACUGGGCUUUAAGGAGUUCUAUCUGCAAGGUGGCGAUUGGGGAAGCUUUAUAACUACAAACAUGGCCCUGUUGAAACCAGAGUCAAUAAAGGGACUCCAUUUGAAUGUAGUUUUUCUAAACAACAGAGGGUUCAAAAUGCUGAUAUCAAUACUCCUUGGCCGUUAUGUACCUUGGUUAGUGGGUCUGACACGGGAAGAUGUCAGACGUAUUUAUCCGUACUUUGAGAAGAACGUGUACGCGCUGCUCCGGGAGUCUGGAUACCUCCACAUUCAAGCUACCAAACCAGAUACCGUAGGCUCAUCUCUGAAUGACUCUCCUGCUGGACUUGCUGCCUAUAUUCUAGAGAAAUUCUCUACAUGGACAAAUCCAGACUUCAGAGCACUUGAGGAUGGUGGCCUCCAAAGGAAAUACUCCAUGGAUGAUCUUCUCACAAAUGUGAUGAUCUACUGGGUAACCGGAUCGGUCACAUCCUCAAUGAGGUUCUACAAGGAGAACUUUACCCGGGAAUUCCAGAGCUCUCCGAUACACAGGACUCCUGUGUAUGUACCUACUGGAAUUGCAGCCUUCCCCUGCGAAGUAAUGCACGUCCCAAGGUCAUGGGCCAAGGAAAGACAUAAGAAAAUCGUCACUUACACGUACAUGCCACGUGGGGGACACUUUGCUGCCUUUGAGGAGCCCGAGCUUCUCGCCCGCGAUAUCCAGAACUUCGUAUCUAAGGUGGAAAAAAAUUAAUCUGUAAAAUAAGUUGUGAAAGAGCGGAGCCUGUUACUUUGUCAGUUUAAUAAAAGCUACUUUGGAAAUAU
Molecule: messenger RNA, 1701 nt
Organism: Pseudophryne corroboree (corroboree frog)
Lineage: Eukaryota; Metazoa; Chordata; Amphibia; Anura; Myobatrachidae
Product: epoxide hydrolase 1-like
Exons: 10
Coding region: 212-1630 (472 amino acids)
Biological process (GO): arachidonate metabolic process; epoxide metabolic process
Molecular function (GO): epoxide hydrolase activity
Source: RefSeq, a predicted model, not a curated record